Molecule: messenger RNA, 1518 nt
Organism: Cucumis melo (muskmelon)
Lineage: Eukaryota; Viridiplantae; Streptophyta; Magnoliopsida; Cucurbitales; Cucurbitaceae
Product: cytochrome c oxidase subunit 1-like
Biological process (GO): electron transport coupled proton transport; mitochondrial electron transport, cytochrome c to oxygen
Cellular component (GO): membrane
Molecular function (GO): heme binding; cytochrome-c oxidase activity
Source: RefSeq, a predicted model, not a curated record
AGCACGACCCGGCGAUCAAAUUCUUGGUGGGAAUCAUCAACUUUAUAAUGUUUUAAUAACGGCUCACGCUUUUUUAAUGAUCUUUUUUAUGGUUAUGCCGGCGAUGAUAGGUGGAUCUGGUAAUUGGUCUGUUCCGAUUCUGAUAGGUGCACCUGACAUGGCAUUUCCACGAUUAAAUAAUAUUUCAUUCUGGUUGUUGCCACCAAGUCUCUUGCUCCUAUUAAGCUCAGCCUUAGUAGAAGUGGGUAGCGGCACUGGGUGGACGGUCUAUCCGCCCUUAAGUGGUAUUACCAGCCAUUCUGGAGGAGCAGUUGAUUCAGCAAUUUCUAGUCUUCAUCUAUCUGGUAUUUCAUCCAUUUUAGGUUCUAUCAAUUUUAUCACGACUAUUUCCAACAUGCGUGGACCUGGAAUGACUAUGCAUAGAUCACCCCUCUUUGUGUGGUCCGUUCUAGUGACAGCAUUCCCACUUUUAUUAUCACUUCCGGUACUGGCAGGGGCUAUUACCAUGUUAUUAACCGAUCGAAACUUUAAUACAACCUUUUCUGAUCCCGCUGGAGGGGGAGACCCCAUAUUAUACCAGCAUCUCUUUUGGUUCUUCGAGAAGCACCCUGAAGUUUACAUCCUCAUUCUGCCUGGAUCCGGUAUCAUCAGUCAUAUCGUUUCUACUUUUUCGGGAAAACCGGUUUUCGGGUAUCUAGGCAUGGUUUAUGCCAUGAUCAGUAUAGGUGUUCUUGGAUUUCUUGUUUGGGCUCAUCAUAUGUUUACUGUGGGCUUAGACGUUGAUACCCGUGCCUACUUCACCGCUGCUACCAUGAUCAUAGCAGUCCCCACUGGAAUCAAAAUCUUUAGUUGGAUCGCUACCAUGUGGGGGGGUUCGAUACAAUACAAAACACCCAUGUUAUUUGCUGUAGGGUCCAUCUUUUUGUUCACCAUAGGAGGACUCACUGGAAUAGUCCCGGCAAAUUCAGGGCUAGACAUUGCUCUACAUGAUACUUAUUAUGUGGUUGCACAUUUCCAUUAUGUACUUUCUAUGGGAGCCGUUUUUGCUUUAUUUGCAGGAUUUCACUAUUGGGUGGGUAAAAUCUUUGGUCGGACAUACCCUGAAACUUUAGGUCAAAUCCAUUUUUGGAUCACUUUUUUCGGGGUUAAUCCGACCCUCUUUCCCAUGCAUUUCUUAGGGCUUUCGGGUAUGCCACGUCGCAUUCCUGAUUAUCCAGAUGCUUACGCUGGAUGGAAUGCCCUUAGCAGUUUUGGCUCUUAUAUAUCCGUAGUUGGGAUUCGUCGUUUCUUCGUGGUCGUCACAAUCACUUCAAGCAGUGGAAAUCAGAAAAGAUGUGCUCCAAGUCCUUGGGCUCUUGAACAGAAUUCAACCACACUGGAAUGGAUGGUACAAAGUCCUCCGGCUUUUCAUACCUUUGGGGAACUUCCAGCUAUCAAGGAGACGAAAAGCUAUGUGAAGUAAAAGAAGAAAAAGUCUGAGACUGCUACUAAGAACCUAACAGAACUUUUCAAAAUGUG